AUGGCGCCGAAAAGUACGAAGGCCGAGAGGGGAGCGACCGCCGUGAUGGAGACCAAUAGUGCCAGCAUAGUUUCAAAGCGCAGUGUCGAGCGCAUCUACUAUCCUGAGCCUCACUUUUUCCGCUACUUUGUGAAGAAGCCUCUGAGGCGCUCGCCAUUGGUCAAUCGCGGUUACUGGCUGCGCAUGCGUGCUGUGGAAAGCAUGGUGCGGAGGUUUCUCGAAGGACCGUCGGGACAUCAGAAAGUUGUUGUGAAUCUAGGCUGUGGCUUCGAUCCACUUCCAUUUCAAUUCCUGAACCGAGACGCUGCUCUGUGCCAAAAUGCCAAAUUCAUUGAUGUCGACCACCACAAGCUGAUGGUCAAAAAAAGAGAUAUAAUAACCCAAUGCCCUGCACUACGGGACCUUCUUUCGGAUGCCCAAUUGACACCAGAAACAGAUAGUAUCCUUUUGCGAAGCAAAGAAUAUGUUGGUAUCGGGUGCGAUCUCGGAGAUCUUUCAGAACUAGAUGCCGCAUUAAGCGGCGUGAUAGGCUUAGAUCAAGCUUCGAUCCUUUGCAUAGCUGAAGUGUCAAUAACUUACAUGGAAGUUGAGCUAGCGGACGCCCUUAUUAGGUUUAUGCCAAAGCUAAGUAAUGCAAAAGUGAACAAUUCGACUAACAGCUGGAAAGAUGUAAAUUUCUGUUUGCUGGAGCAGUAUUUCCCAGAGGGGCCACACCAUCCAUUUGCGGCUGUAAUGAUGAAAGAUUUCUUAAAGCUCCAAUGCCCGUUACAUUCAGUCCAUAAAUACCCUUCGCUCCGCCAGCAGGAACAGCGAUUUCGUGGAUCUGGUUGGACAAACGCGAAAGCAACAAACUUAUGGGAACUCUGGAACGACCCAACAUUCGUUACUGAAGAUGAGAGGCUAUCCCUUGAUUCAAUCGAGGCUUUUGAUGAGUGGGAAGAGUUCGCCCUCUUCGCCUCACAUCAUUUUCUGCUUUCUGCUAGCAUUCGUAAGACGGCGGCAGAAUCAGAACCUCCAGAUGGGUUGGGAAAAGCUCUGAUAGAGCCAAGUCCGUUGACACUGACUCCUUUGUGCUCUCCGAAGCUCACCAGCAAGCGACGAUUCGGCGCAAUACUCCCUACUUCCGCUAAUACGUUCGGAUUUCACGGUGGCCUAGGUCAACAAACUCGACUCUCUUCGACUGAUGAAUAUACGGUAUCAAAAAGUAAGACGGCAAGUGGUGAAAUGCCACCACUUGAUGUGGAACCUCGAAUGUGCCACACUAUAACUCAAUUUUAUGGGCAGGAUUGUCUUCUUGUAGGAGGCAGGGCUGCUCCUAAAAAGGUUAUGGCUGAUUGUUGGCUAAGGCAUUCUAGACGAUGGAAUCGAACUGAUAGCCUUCCAACUCCACUUUAUAGGCACUGUGCAACUGCGGUGAAUCUUGGAGGGAAUGACGCUUAUGUACUCAUCUACGGCGGCAAAACUAAUAACGGUGACGUUUCGGGUAAAUGGUUCUUAUGGAAUGUGUCGAAAGGUUGGCAGGAGGCUACUGUAGCCAACCAGUCUCCUACAGCAAGAUUUGGGGCGUCAAUUGUGAAUAUCGACGGACAGUCUGGAGUGGUAUUUGGAGGCAUGUCACGAUACGCCGUCGUGCUGGAUGACUUCUGGACCUGGAAACUAGUAAAAUCCAGUGAUGGACGGAUACAUGUCGAGUUAAAUAACCUCACAGAAACCAUAGGUGCUUCCAGUCCCCUCGAUAAAUGGCUAGGACGUUUUGGGGCAUCAAUAACCACAACGGCAAGGGGUUGCUUUAUAAUUGGGGGGCUGUUGACUUGGACCUUGAAUCCAUCGGACCAAGACCACUCCUUGUUGGUCACUCCUCUUGCAAAGUUGGUGAUGACGAUGUACUCAUUGUUGGCGGCGGUGCUCUUUGUUUCUCAUUUGGAAUAUAUUGGAACGAAAGCACUUGGUUAUUGCAGAGCGCAAAAUCUAAAGCUAUCAACGGGUGGAGUCUGUUGCGAACCGUCAACUAACGGACUCGAUGCUAACCCGCUGGAGGAGGUAUCUACUACAAGAGUAGAUGACCGGCCAAAUACAAAUUCCCCUGAGAUGGAGAUAAUCCCCCGAAUCAACAUUUCGACGCCUCAAGAGUUUCAGAGAGUUGUUGACAAGGCAAAGCCUGUUAUUCUUAGCGGCCUUGAUCUCGGCUCAUGUGUGAAAACUUGGAGGAAAGAAUACCUCGAGAAGGCUAUCGGGCGUGAUCGCAAGGUAGUGGUACAUGAAGCAAAAUCCGAAAAUAUGAAUUUCCAGACUAAGAACUUCUCAUACAUCACAAAGGAAUUUGGGAAGUUCAUCGAUGAAAUUUAUGAUGGCUCCCGACAAUACCUCCGCUCGGUCUCCUCUGUAAACCCUAUGGAACAACCUGCGAAUCUAGCCCAGGACUUCCCCGGUCUUCAAGGUGAUUUCCAUCUUCCGCCCGAACUGUCGUUUGUUUCAGAGAAUGCCCACAGCUUUCCUCUGAGGUUAUCCGGGCCUGUUAUUUUAUGGCUCCAUUAUGAUGUCAUGGCAAAUGUCCUCUGCCAAAUACAAGGUGAUAAGCGACUUAUCCUAUAUCCGCCAUCGGACGUGCUGCGUCUGGGUUUCGCUCCUGGAGCUUCAAGCUCAUCAAUCAAUAUCUUCAAAAAUAUGUCGGAUACUUCUCCGUACUCCCCACCAAACACCCAUCCUCAUGAAGCUCGCCUCAGGCCAGGAGAUGUCCUUUUCAUUCCACCACUCUGGCCUCAUACUGCGAAUCCAAUCAAUGGAGUGAGCAUAGCUGUCAAUGCGUUUUUCCGGAAUAUUGAUAGAGGUUACGCGGCGGGCCGGGACGUGUACGGGAACAGAGAUCUACAGGCAUAUGAGAGGGGUCGGAUGGAGGUGGACAAAAUCGCACGGUCUUUUGAUGGCCUUCCCCGUGAUAUGGCUCGGUUUUAUAUGGAUCGGCUUGCUGAUGAGCUCAGACGGAAAGCACAUCCAUGA
Messenger RNA from Histoplasma capsulatum G186AR, 2997 nucleotides. RefSeq names its product leucine carboxyl methyltransferase. The transcript has 7 exons. Bases 1 to 2997 code for a protein of 998 amino acids. Lineage: Eukaryota; Fungi; Ascomycota; Eurotiomycetes; Onygenales; Ajellomycetaceae. Gene Ontology annotation, molecular function: protein binding; tRNA methyltransferase activity. The record is from RefSeq and is a predicted model, not a curated record. Gene Ontology annotation, biological process: tRNA methylation; wybutosine biosynthetic process.